Lithohypha guttulata is the source of this 633-nucleotide messenger RNA. RefSeq lists its product as uncharacterized. The record is from RefSeq and is a predicted model, not a curated record. The coding region runs from base 1 to 633 and encodes 210 amino acids. The transcript is spliced from 2 exons. NCBI's taxonomy places the organism in Eukaryota, Fungi, Ascomycota, Eurotiomycetes, Chaetothyriales, Trichomeriaceae.
AUGGAUGCAGACGCAACCAUACAGACGGUUGCAGCCGUGCCAUGGUAUCAGAUCACCGCCACUACCCUGCGGUACAUCGCUAAAGGCCUCUACUACACUGUUCUACUGCCAAUCGUCAAGCUCCUGCUUCUGGUUUACUCGCUUCUUCGCUUCAUUCUGUCUCCGUUCAUUGCUGUCGGACAUGUAUUGCUUCAGUUACUCCUGAUUCCAUGGCGGAUUGCCGCCAAGUUCGAGGCAGUAUGGUACUACAUUGGCUGUGCCAUCCUCGUCGGCCUCGUCAGCGCUCUAAUUCUCCACGGCAUAUUGAAAGUCUUCGUCCUCGUCUUGCGCCUGGAUCAUCCUCCAAAGCCGAAACCGAAGCCGAUGCCAAAAGCAAAGGACAAACCGGCUGUCGGCCACGACGUUAAGAGCUAUCGCAAGGCCAGGGACAAGAAGAGGAGAGAAGCUGAAAAGGAACAGCAAGAAUUAGAAACCCGAGCUCGAGCUCUGGCCAGCAGUCCUCUUCUCAAGGAUGCGCUUAGAAAGAUGGCAGCGAAAGAAGCUGCCAAAGAAUCGCACAGUCCUAGAAGCAGGUCUCAGCUAUCAUUGCUAGAUCAGACGAUAAUCGAGCAAUCAGCAGAGGAAGACUCUUGA